Messenger RNA from Raphanus sativus (radish), 791 nucleotides. RefSeq names its product transcription factor MYB82-like. The record is from RefSeq and is a predicted model, not a curated record. Gene Ontology annotation, cellular component: nucleus. Gene Ontology annotation, molecular function: transcription cis-regulatory region binding. Gene Ontology annotation, biological process: cell differentiation. Lineage: Eukaryota; Viridiplantae; Streptophyta; Magnoliopsida; Brassicales; Brassicaceae. The transcript has 2 exons. Bases 39 to 626 code for a protein of 195 amino acids.
UGAAGAAACUAUGGAGGCAAAUUAAAUAACUAAUAAAGAUGGAGAAAAGGGAAGAAAAAAGGAAGUCUAAUGUGAAAAGAGGGUUGUGGAAACCUGAAGAAGACGUGAUAUUGAGAAGAUGCGUCGAGUCUCAUGGAGAAGGAAACUGGGCAGACAUCUCUCGUCGGUCAGGAUUGAAGAGAAGUGGGAAAAGCUGUAGGUUGAGAUGGAAGAACUAUCUAAGACCAAAUAUCAAAAGAGGAGGCAUGUCACCUCAAGAACAAGACCUCAUCAUCCGCAUGCAUAAGCUUCUCGGAAACCGAUGGUCGUUGAUCGCUGGUCGCCUUCCAGGUCGGACUGACAAUGAAGUCAAGAACUACUGGAAUACACAUUUGAACAAGAAAUCCAAUUCCAGGAUACAGAACGGACCUGAGUUAGUGGAAGCUUCUCCGGACAAGCCAGUUAUGUCUACAGGAGUGAGACAAAGCCAUGGAGAAGAAGUCACCAUCACUAACUGGGUGGAGGAGACUAACUACUUUGGCUAUGACGUUUGCAUGGGAUCUCCUCUGCCUCUCAUCUCUCAUUACACAGACAAUCUUGUGUUUGACCCAUGUUCUGCCUUCGCCGAUUUCUUUCCUCUGCUUUAGGACUUUCCUGAUUUUUUUCUCUGAGGGAUAUAUUCUUGCAUAGCCUUUUUUUCUUAAUAACAUGAGGUUUAGGACCGAAUCCCAUAGUCCCCUCAUCCUCGAAAUCCCAACAUGUAAUAUUAGUUUCGUCUCUGCAGUCACUCGAAUUAUUUUUUGAGAUUCAUA